This is a messenger RNA of Neoarius graeffei (lesser salmon catfish), 487 nucleotides long. It is a transcript of the gene nop10, whose product is annotated as NOP10 ribonucleoprotein homolog (yeast). Gene Ontology annotation, biological process: positive regulation of telomerase RNA localization to Cajal body; rRNA pseudouridine synthesis; ribosome biogenesis. Gene Ontology annotation, cellular component: box H/ACA snoRNP complex; box H/ACA telomerase RNP complex. Lineage: Eukaryota; Metazoa; Chordata; Actinopteri; Siluriformes; Ariidae. The record is from RefSeq and is a predicted model, not a curated record. The coding region runs from base 161 to 355 and encodes 64 amino acids. Gene Ontology annotation, molecular function: box H/ACA snoRNA binding; telomerase RNA binding. The transcript has 2 exons.
CCGGUUAUUGAACGUGUGGAAGACAAAGCGCGUGCUCAAAAAAAAAAACCAUCUCUGCUUGGUCAAAAUUAUUUGCUCGAAUCGGUGUAAACAUAUAAAACUCCCCGAGACACGAAACAUUUUGGAAUAUUCCGGAGGAGUCUGUUGAAAAACCGCCGCCAUGUUUCUGCAGUUUUAUCUCAACGAGGACGGAGAGAGAGUUUAUACACUGAAGAAGGUGGAUCCAGAGGGCCGCCCGACCAGCUCUGCCCACCCGGCUCGCUUCUCGCCUGACGACAAGUUCUCCAGACACCGAGUGACCGUGAAGAAGCGCUUCGGGUUACUGCUCACCCAACAGCCACGACCUGUCCUGUGAAGUGCAAAGACGACAAAAAAAAAAAGGACGUUCAUUGUGGCACUCAAUUAUGUAUUCUAAUAGCAAAAUGUGCAAUUUUUUGUUUUGAAGAAAUGCCUGACGUUGAAUAAAAAGACUAUUUGUAGUACGGUU